Meleagris gallopavo (turkey) is the source of this 3146-nucleotide messenger RNA. The record is from RefSeq and is a predicted model, not a curated record. Lineage: Eukaryota; Metazoa; Chordata; Aves; Galliformes; Phasianidae.
CGGCUGUAGUGGCUGCACGGGCUGUGCCGCCCGCCCUCCGCCAUGCGGCGCUCUCUGUUCUUGCUGCACGGCCGGGCGCGGUAGCCGGGUGGGCGGCAAAGAAACACCGGCUCUUGGUUCCCGGCCCGGUCGCCGCUAGGGCGUGGAGCACCGGGGAACCGCAGCUCCUCACCGCGGAGCUCCCGCCGGUCUCAGGAUGUGGAAGCUGGUGCCCGCCGCAGGACAAGGAGAGCCAUUUCGACUUUUGGUUGGUAGCAGUUAUGUUGUUGGACGCAAAAAUUGUGCUAUUUUAAUUCAGGAUGAUCAAUCAAUCAGUCGAAGUCAUGCAGUUCUGACAGUAAGUCGUCCUGAAACAACCCAUAGCCAGUCUGUUUCAGUCCCUGUGUUAACAAUCAAUGACACCUCCAAGUAUGGUACUUUUGUUAAUGGAUCAAAAUUGAGUGGCACUUCAAGGACUUUGCAGUCUGGUGACAGAGUAAAUUUUGGAGUCUUUGAGAGCAAAUAUAGAGUGGAAUAUGAAUCUUUAGUUGUCUGCUCUUCUUGUUUGGAUGUUGCUCAAAAAACUGCUUUAAAUGAUGUCAUCCAGCAGCUCGGAGGGCUUGUUGUGAAUGAAUGGACAAAAGAAUGUACUCACCUUAUAAUGGCAUCAGUAAAAGUUACUGUUAAGACAAUAUGUGCUUUGAUUUGUGGACGACCAAUUGUAAAACCAGAGUUUUUUAAUGAAUUAAUGAAAGCUGUUCAGUCCAGGCAACAAUUGCCAACUCCUGAAAACUUUUAUCCUUCAGUUGAUGAGCCUUCCAUUGGUAUUGAUGACAUGGAUUUAUCUGGACAUCCUGAAAGGAAAAAAAUAUUCAGUGGAAAAACUUUUGUAUUUCUGACUGCUGAGCAGCACAAGAAACUGGGUCCAGCAGUUAUUCUUGGAGGAGGAGAAGCAAAACUGAUGACGGAGGGAAGAAAGGAAACUUCUUUACUGGUUUCUCCUGAAGUUUGUGUUGUUGAUGUUGGGAUGACAAACUCUCAGAUCCUAGGAUCUGAGUCCAUGAGAAACUGGACUGAUUCCAUUCUGACUGUCUUGGAAAGCAACAAUCUCAGGGCUAUUCCUGAAGCAGAAAUUGGAUUGGCAGUUAUCUUCAUGUCUACAGAAAAAUACUGCAACCCCCGGAGGCAUCCUGAUAAAAAAGCUGUAACUGCAAGUACUGCAUCAGGAGCGAGGCCAGCCAUUUCUCAGAGUUUGGCUGUGGAUGAAACAAUAAUGCCCACUGCUGCUGCAGAUAACAGUGCAUUAUAUGUAGCUGAUACAGAAAUUGAAGAGCAGACAUGUAUGGAGAUAGAGAAGAAGACUUCCCAGACGAAGAGGAGAGAAGGGGCUUUCCAGCAAACUGCUGUAAAGGAGAACCCUAGCACAAGUGGCACUUCAAAUACAGGAACAUUGAUAUCUAAAGUGAACAGAACAUCUGGGUUUAGUCAAAAAAAUCAUCCAGUAUCUCCAUCUAAAAUUUUGGAAGAAGAUAAACCUAGAGAGUGCACUCCCCGUCAGCAGUCUAAUUCAAUUACAAAUUACUUCCAUGUUGCUAGGAAAAGGGAAAGAGCUGAAGAAGGAGAAGAAACAUCUGUACCCAAACUAGCAAAACUGGAGAAAAGGCCUUUGCUUGUUUCCAAGUGCACUGAAUCCUCAGCUUCAUCAACGUGGAGCAGUGAAAAAGAACAGCAUCAAAAGAAAAAUAACAUCCAGCUUGGAAGGGAAACUGGUGAAAUAGCAAGUGAUAAAACUGACACUAAAAUUACUUUUAGUGAAAAUCCUGCACCAAAGAAAAGAAAGGAGUUAGAUGAUGUAUCUGAAGAUAUAGAGACGCUAGAGAUGGUGUUUGAAAGCAGAGACCUAGACUGGGAAGAGCAAACAGCAAAUGGUGACCAGGAAGCUCAAAGCAAUAAACGAAAGAAGAGAUGUCUGGAAACCAAAGGCAGCAGAACAGAAGAAGGAAAUACAAAGCAGAGAGAGGAGAAUGAAAUGUUGAGAAAAGAUGAAGUUGGAUCAAUUCUGACUCGGGAAGAGAAAAGUGAGAUCAAGGAAGAAUCAUCGGUCUCAGUAAGAAACAAAUUUAUUGUAAGUUUCAAACUUUGAGAAUUGUUAAGAAAAUACACAAAAAUUUUGCUGUUAAGAACAUAAUACUGGGAAAUCAUAAUUUAGGAUAAGGAAACUCUGGAGAUAGAACUCCUGAAAGUAAUCAAACGUAAAUUUGAAUAGUAUGGGCCAAUUUCAUGACUUUGUAAAGGCAGAACUGUUGUUUGUGUUUAUAUAAAGUUGUCUUUUAUGGAUAUUUAAGAUGACUGAGAUUACAUAAACCUAGUGUAAUUGUAUUCACUUUUCAAUGUUGUUAAUACUGGUACAGAUGUUUAUGUUAGGUAACUACUUAAAGACAGACAAGAAUGAGAUCUCCUUGGCUGCUCUAAGGAGGUCAGAACUAAAAUGAAACAGAUGGACUAUUGGGAAAACUGAUGUAACAUACACUGGUUAAUAGUAAGUAGCAUACUGUUAUAGGUGAGAUUACUGUGGGAGGAUGAAUUAAUGAAAGAGAAUAGGUGGGAAUGGCAAUGCAUCAGAAAUGGAAAGAUUCUGUAGAGAGAAGAGUGCAGUUAGUCCACAAGCAGCAGGAUUUUAUUUAUUUUUUUUUUAGCGUGGAUAUGCAGUACAAUUCAAGAAAAGGGAAUGCUGUGCAGAUAUACCAAAGUGCAGGGACAUCUUAGAUUAGGGAACUUAUAUUACAAUGAAAUAGAGUGCUGUAUCUGGGCUAGACCUGUCCCUGAAGAUAUUGUAAGUCUGUGUACUUGUCUUCCACCCAGACUUCAUUUUUAAUCUACAUAGAUCUAACCCCAAGGUGCAAAGUAUGCAUGCAGAUUUGCUGACAGAUGAGUGUUUGCAUGUACAAGGUAAAGUUGUUUCAUAUAUCAGAUUCAGUUUAUCGUGACAAAAUUGGUCUAAAAUUAAAUCUAUAGGCAAGAAUUGAGCCAAAGGCAUUCAACAUACUCUUCCUUGGAGCUUCUGUUAGAAUAAACAAUGUAUAUUCUGUUACAUUAAACAAUUUAAUUAGUCCAGGUUAGAGGCAGAGUGGAGGAGAGAAGUAAUUCUUAGAUAAUAGCUUGAAAGA